AUGGAGGAGAAAAACAAGCAUGUAUUGAGAAAUUCUGUGAUAAUUAAAGUUUUGGGUAGCAAUGUGCCUUUCCCAGUGUGUAGCUUGGAGCUGAGGAGACAAUGGAGCAAGUAUGGAGGUUUUCAUCUAACCUCAAUUGGUAUGGAUUGGAUCCUUUGUUCUUUCAAGACGGAAGAGGCUAUGGAGGAAAUACUUAAUGGUGGACCAUGGUUUAUCGGAGGACACAUUGUUGGUAUGGAUCGGUGGAAUGCUGAGUUUGAUCCUUAUUCUUUUAAGGGGAUCACCGCUCCUAUAUGGAUUCGAUUUCCCUGUUUGCCGCUGUAUUGCUGGGAUGAAGACAACUUAACAAGAAUUGCAUCUCGGUUUGGGACGCCGAUGUAUAUUGAUAGUAAUACAUUCCGUUGGGGGAAGAGGGAGUUCGCUCGGGUAUGUGUUAAAAUUGAUUUGGAGAAGAAAUUACCAAAUGGAGUAUGGGUGGAAGGCUCAGUGGGCAGGUUCUUUCAGCUGGUGGAAUAUGAGAAUGUGCAUUUGCUUUGUUAUCAUUGUGGCCGUGUGGGUCACAAUAAAGAUGAAUGCCCUGAUGAGGUUGCUCAGGGGAUUCGAGAUCAGGCCUCUUCUAAAGUGGUUGCAGACAAGCCCAGGAAUAACAUCCCGGAAGCCGGUUCUGGAAUGAUCAAGUCAGAAUACGGCCCAUGGAUUCAUGUUCAUUUCAAAAUAAUCGCUCUAUCAAGACAUGGGGCGAUGGGAGAAAAUUGA
Dendrobium catenatum is the source of this 756-nucleotide messenger RNA. RefSeq lists its product as uncharacterized. Gene Ontology annotation, molecular function: zinc ion binding; nucleic acid binding. The record is from RefSeq and is a predicted model, not a curated record. Lineage: Eukaryota; Viridiplantae; Streptophyta; Magnoliopsida; Asparagales; Orchidaceae. The coding region runs from base 1 to 756 and encodes 251 amino acids. The transcript has a single exon.